Scomber japonicus (chub mackerel) is the source of this 3114-nucleotide messenger RNA. RefSeq names its product toll-like receptor 13. NCBI's taxonomy places the organism in Eukaryota, Metazoa, Chordata, Actinopteri, Scombriformes, Scombridae. Gene Ontology annotation, cellular component: extracellular matrix. Gene Ontology annotation, molecular function: protein binding. The record is from RefSeq and is a predicted model, not a curated record. The transcript has 4 exons. The coding region runs from base 1 to 3114 and encodes 1037 amino acids.
AUGAACUUCCUGUUAGCGCUGCAGCAUGGAGAGAGCUCAUACAUGAACUUCCUGUUAGCGCUGCAGCAUGGAGAGAAAAGAAGCAGACCGGCUGAUGAGACGGUAAGUAGAAACCUCUCAGCCCUCGGGGUUCGGGUCAGGACUCGGGGUUCGGGUCAGGACUCGGGUCAGGACUCGGGGUUCGGGUCAGGACUCGGGGUUCGGGUCAGCCCUCGGGGUUCGGGUCAGGACUCGGGUCAGGACUCGGGGUUCGGGUCAGGACUCGGGGUUGGGGUCAGGACUCGGGGUUCGGGUCAGGACUCGGGGUUCGGGUCAGGACUCGGGGUUCGGGUCAGGACUCGGGGUUGGGGUCAGGACUCGGGGUUCGGGUCAGGACUCGGGGUUCGGGUCAGGACUCGGGGUUCGGGUCAGGACUCGGGGUUCGGGUCAGGACUCGGGGUUCGGAUCAUCAUGCCUCGUUCCUGUUUCCUCUUCCUGUUGCUGCUUCGUUUUAACCCUUCGCUGACGUACUCUCUGAAGAACUGCACCGUCGAGUACUCUGCAGACGUCAGCCAUGUUUCGGUUUUGUGCAUGGACCGAGAACUCACCGCCGUUCCCGACGACAUCCCCAAAACCGCCCAGUCGCUCAUCCUCAGCACCAAUCAGAUCCUGAGUAUCAACCAGACGGACCUGAGAGGCUUGUCCAAGCUCGUUUUCUUCCUGAUGCAGUUAAACUCUCUGUCACACGUUGCCGACGGUGCUUUUGCAGACUUGGUGGAGUUAACGGAGCUCGAUUUAAGUUGUAAUGACCUCACAGACCUCACAGACGACAUGUUUCAGGGACUCACCAAAUUACUGAGUCUGUCUUUAAACCGUAAUCAAAUCGCGUACAUCUCUCCGCUGGCCUUUCAGCCGCUGAUAAACCUACAGAAAGUAGACCUGGCUGAUAACGAGCUGCGUGUGAUCACUUACAUUGUGCCUAUUUUGCAGCUGUCAAGCUUAAAUGAAUUACACAUUGGGACAAACAGGUUCACUACCUUCGAGUCUGAUGAUCUGCAUUUAAACAUCUCCAACCUGAGGAGACUGGAGUUUAAUUUGAAUCCACUGGAAAAGUUCAGCAUCACAAAAGACGUCUUUCCUCAUCUAGAGUACGUCGAUUUGUCCAAAUGCAGCGUCGGCUUUGAGUGGAACGUACCCGACAAGACGUUUCUGAGGAGCUUGACUAGUUUGUUAUUAAGUGGAACUGAAAUAAGUUUUGAGACGUACAGCUCGAUGCUUCGGAGCGCUGAGUCGGUGGAGUAUCUGUGGCUCAGCUACACCACUGAAUGGUUUGAUAAAGGUUUGAUAGACGUCGCCUGCCAGAUUCCUGCCUUAACUAAUCUUGAUUUGACUUGUAAUGACAUUCACAUUUUAAACGACACACUGCUUCAGCCUUGCUCCAAAAUCACCCAGCUAGCUUUAGUCGGUAACGUCAUGACCCACCUUUCGGAGGACUCACUCAGACCUUUGACUCAGCUCGUGGAACUACGUUUACACCAGAACUUUCUACCAGAAGUGCCGUUUGCCGUCAGAGGUCUCUCCUCCCUUGCAGUCUUAACUCUGAGUUAUAAUGAUAUCGGAGAGCUCGGCUGCUCCGACUUCCUGAACUUAACGAGUUUGAUGCAGAUCUUCCUCAAUAACAAUCGCAUCUCAAGACUCAGAGGAUGUGUUUUUCAAGAGUUGAAGAAUUUAAGAUUACUCUACAUUGAAGACAAUCCAAUUUACAGUUUGGAUGAUACUUUCAAAGUCAGUCUGAAGAGCUUACGUAUUUUAAAUAUGCACAGUAAUGAUUUGAAGGGACUCAGUAAAGGCGUCUUUGAGAACCUGUCUUUCCUCCUGAAUUUGGACUUAAAGUCCCGGUCAAUUUGUCACGAGGAAAACGGGACUUUUGAAGGACUCGAUCAUCUCCAAACGCUUGUCCUUACAGCUUACUCUCUCACAACAGACAUGUUCAGAGGACUGCCACACUUAGAGAACCUGACAAUAACCCUCCCCAUUUUUCUCAACAGCUUGAGUCAUCAAUUACCUAAGGAGCCCCCUUUCUUAAAUGUACCAUCUUUGAGAGAGCUUGCAAUCCAAAACAUGAAUAAAUAUAACAUGGUUAUCACACCAGACCUGCUCAGGGGCCUGAACUCUUUAGAGAACUUUGCAGCAGUGAAUUUCUUCGCAGGGCCACCGCAUCCAGACACAUUUACCUACACUCCUCACCUGAUAAGUCUUCAGAUAACUGACAGUAACGUCUCAUAUCCAGAACCUGAAAUGGUUCGGCCGAUCCCAAACCUGCAGUCCCUCGAUCUGUCCAAGAACAAACUCAGAUCUUUGGAUUUUCUGGCUCAGGCCGACCUGCCGGUUCUCAGCUGGUUGAAACUCAGUGAGAACGAGUUGACGGUGAUCAAUGAGACGGUCUUCCAGUCUCUGCCUGCACUAACAUAUCUGGACCUGCUUGGUAACCCUUUCACCUGUAGCUGCUCUAAUGUCGGCUUCAUCCAAUGGAUGAUUAGCAACAACCAGACACAAGUUGUUAACGCCUACCAGUACACUUGUUCCUUUCCUCCCAGUAAACAAGGAAGCAAGCUGCUGGACUUUGACAUCCAGUCCUGCUGGAUGGACGUUAACUUCCUCUGCUUCAUUUCCAGCACUUGUCUGGUUGUGCUAACUCUCCUCACAUCCUUCAUCUACCACUUUCUGAGGUGGCAGCUAACCUACGGCUUCUACCUCUUCCUGGCCUUCCUCUAUGACAAGAGGAAGAGGAAGCAGGAAGCUCCUCACUGCUACGACGCCUUCAUCUCCUACAACGUUCAUGACGAGGCCUGGGUUUACCAAGAGAUGCUUCCAGUGCUGGAAGGAGAGCAGGGCUGGAGACUCUGUCUGCACCACAGAGACUUCCAACCAGACAGUUUCACUUCCCUAUUUGAUGACCAGCAGUGUUUACAGGUUCUGAUGCUCAGUGCAGUGAAAUGUGACCGAUCUCACAGACAUCUCCAGGUGCAGAGAGAUAAGCUGUGCCCUGAUUCAUGGCUGGAUGAUUUUAAAGUGUUAAAAACUCUGCCCAUAAAGACCUCGGAGGCACCUACUCCUUCUACCCAAAUCACAUGA